Molecule: messenger RNA, 753 nt
Organism: Homalodisca vitripennis (glassy-winged sharpshooter)
Lineage: Eukaryota; Metazoa; Arthropoda; Insecta; Hemiptera; Cicadellidae
Product: probable cytochrome P450 6a18
Exons: 3
Coding region: 130-750 (206 amino acids)
Molecular function (GO): heme binding; oxidoreductase activity, acting on paired donors, with incorporation or reduction of molecular oxygen; monooxygenase activity
Source: RefSeq, a predicted model, not a curated record
AACAAACAUGACCUUGAGAGUUAUAAGUGACACGGAGUGGGCCGCCAGUCACGUGACACUAACAAUCAUUCUGCGCAAGCGCCAGACCCAGCCACAUACUGCUCGCCUCGCCGCUCAGCUAAUGUGAACAUGUCGGUGGUGACGGGGUCCUGGGUAGCAGAUGUCCUACUCUUGGCGGCUUUCCUACUCUACCUCCUUCACCGCAAACUGACCAGCACGCAUGGGUACUUCAAAGACCGCGGCAUCCCUUACCUGGUACCGUACUCCCUCUUAGGUAACUUAACCGUGCAGAUCAAGGCUGCCGCAGACCAAGCGACUUUCCUCUACAAUAGUUUCCCAGGCGAGAGGUUCUUCGGUUUCUUCCUCUUAAAGGAACCUAUAUUGGUUGUGAAGGACCCAAGCCUAAUACAGCAAAUGCUGGUGAAGGACUUUGCCCACUUCCAUGAUAGAGGAUUUAACACGCAACUGGACGGUCUGUUAUCGAUGAGCCUCUUCAUGUUGAAAGGCGAGCCGUGGAGAUCCCUAAGGUACAAGCUGAGUCCGACCUUUACUUCUGGAAAACUGAAACUCAUGUUCCAACAGAUUGUCAACAGUGGGGAUCGCCUACUGGAGUCCAUAGAGGAGUCCUUGGGGGAAACCGUAGAUGCAAAAAUGAUCACCCACACGUUCGUCAUGGAAGUCAUAGCCAGCACUGCGUUCGGUCUGAACUUCAACAGAAAUAACCCAGAGGCUGAAGAGUUUCUUGAAUAAAAG